Molecule: messenger RNA, 1991 nt
Organism: Zonotrichia leucophrys gambelii
Lineage: Eukaryota; Metazoa; Chordata; Aves; Passeriformes; Passerellidae
Product: GRAM domain-containing protein 2B-like
Exons: 13
Coding region: 1-1650 (549 amino acids)
Source: RefSeq, a predicted model, not a curated record
AUGCAGACGGAUGGGGCGGGAGCCGGGCCGGGCGGGGUGCAGCCCCUCGGGCCGGCCCGGCUCUAUGGCGGUUCCCCGCCGCGGAGACCCCCGGGCGAGGGGCGGCCGUGCCCCCAGCGCUGCCCGGCCUUGGGGCAGGAGGGAGGGGAGCGGGCACCGGGCGGACGCUGCCGUGCGGUGUCCCGGCACUGCGGGAUGUCCCGGGAUUGCGGGGUGCCCAUGGAUUGCGGGGUGCCCAUGGAUUGCGGGGUGCCCCCUGUGAAAUCGCGGAGUGCCGCGGGACUGGGGCUGUGCCGCGCUGGCUCUCAGCGCUGCUGGGGCUGGGGUGCGUUUGCAGCUCUUUGGGGACGGCUGGCUGGUCCCGCACUCCCCGGGGCCGGGCCGGGCUCACCCCGCGCAGCCCCGGCGUGUCCCGGGCUGGGGCUGCCCCGGCCGCUCCCUGCGAACCUGCCGCGGCCCCGCCCGCUGCCCUUCCUCGGGAGGAGGAGGAGGAGGAAGAAGAGGAGGAGGAGGAGGAGGUGGCAGCGGAGCAGGAACGGCGCUGGAAGCAGCGAGAGCGGGACAGCUCCGACGGGACGUGUCCCCCGGCAGGAACCGGCUGUGCCCCCGGCAGGAAUAGGUUGUUCCCACAAGCCGCCCCCUCUCCCCCGGCUGUCGGACUCAUCCCUGAUGCCGGGGAAGCUGAGGCGCAGCAGGCGGGAGGUGCUGGGGGAGAAGCAGUGGCGGAGCGCGGAGGAGAAGGGAAGUGCCCAGCGGGAGCAGCCCAAGCUCACCAGAUCCAGGACCUAUGAGUCCUCCUGCAAGGAGCCGGAGCAGGCGGCUGAGGGCAGGCAGGGACCCCCAUCCCCCUCGCUGAGCAAGCAGGACAGCAGCUACCGCCGGGCCUUCGGGGAGCUCGCCGAGCAGGACGUGCUGCUGGGCUGCUUCUCCUGCGCCUGGCAGAGAGAAAUGCCCUACCACGGCCGCCUCUACGUGUCCUCCCGCCACAUCUGCUUCCACUCCAACCUUCUGCUCAAGGACAUCAAGGCCGUGGUCCCUGUCGCCUCCAUCUCAGCCCUCAAAAAGACCAACACGGCGCUGCUGGUGCCCAACGCAAUCAGCAUCCGCACGGACAAGGGGGAGAAGUUCCUGUUUGUGUCGGUGCGCCAGCGAGAAGCCACGUACCAGCUCCUGAGGUCGGUGUGCAAACACCUGCAGGGCAGCGGCCAGAGCCCUCGAGACUCAGUGAGCUCCGAGGAAACCCUUGGGAAGUCUCAGAUCUCGAGCCAGUCAGCCCUGGAGCAGAGCACCCCGGAGCCCAAGAGCCUCCCCGGAUCCCUGGAUGAGCCCAACCCGAGAUCAAGGCAGGCAGAGGAUGAGGAUGGCGAGGUGGCCCUGCUGAUUCCCAGAUGGGUGCCUGCAGCAGAGAAACGUGGCCUCUGGGGGAGAGCCCACGCCGUGCUCUGGGCCUGGGUCACUGCACUUUGGUCCCGGAUAAACCCCCAGCUGAGCUCUCUCAACAUCAUCAUCACCAUCUACCUGCUGCUCAUGGUGGCCUUGCUGCUGUCCUCGGGGUACAUCGGGCUGCGCAUCGCGGAGCUGGAGCAGCAGCUGUCCUUCGCGGAGGCCGGCCCGCGCCUCAACCUGUCACCGCAGUACAAGAGAACGUGAGGCCACUGAGGACCAUCAGCAGUGCUCCAGCCAGGCUCAGGGGCUGCUCUGAGCCCGUCCUUGGCCUCUCAGGGUGGCUCUGUCACCAAGUGCCUUCCAGCUCCCCACGAUGCCUGGGGAGCCCAUGGGCUGAGAGGCUCCAUCUCCCUGUCUGCCCACCCUGAGCAGCAGCAGAAGAGACCCAGGGAGCUCCUGGCAGGGCAGGGAGCAGGGAAGGGGGGCUGGAGUCAGCAGCAACCCCCAGCCAGCCCUCCCUGCCCAGAGGGAGAGAGGGUCAAGCCCCAGGCAAGGCAGGGGCACAGAGAACAGAAUAUUUUGUUAAUAAAGAUUAAUAAAAAUCU